Molecule: messenger RNA, 904 nt
Organism: Acaulospora colombiana
Lineage: Eukaryota; Fungi; Glomeromycota; Glomeromycetes; Diversisporales; Acaulosporaceae
Source: the annotation of a GenBank genome assembly
AUGGCCGAUUUUUAUGCCAACAUAUCGGGUUACAGGCAACUUGGGCUAAGGUAUGACGACAUCAUAAUCGAAGAAAACUCCGUCGUUCAGGAAGCAUUGAGGAGGUUGUCACCCAAAGAAUCCGAUCUCAGAAAUAUCCGCAUUCGUAAUGCUUAUCAAUUAUCCUUGACACACAAGAUCUUGCCCAAGGAAAAGUGGACAAAACCCGAGGAAGACAUUCGAUUCCUUUAUCCAAUUGUUGAACAAGUUGCCACCGAGAAAGCCGAACGUGAAGCUUUCGAAUCGAUAAAGGUUGUUCGAACAUACGGUGUUGUUUACAAGGCAAAGGACAAGACAACAGGGAGAAUUGUGGCGCUCAAGAAGAUCCGUUUAGAAGAAGGAGAAGAAGGAAUCCCACCUACUUCAAUUCGCGAAAUAUCUUUACUCAAAGAAGCCACUAAGAAUGAGAACAUUGUAAAACUUUUGGAUAUUGUCAGUCAAGAGAGAAAGCUAUACCUCGUGUUUGAAUUUUUAACGAUGGACCUGAGAAAGUUUAUAAAAGAGAUUCCUAAAGAAAACGGAAUGGAACCUUUAACUAUGCAGAAAUUCAUGUAUCAACUUAUUGAUGGGACCAUGUUCUUGCAUGCGCGUCGUAUCUUUCACCGUGAUUUGAAACCUCAGAACCUGCUAAUCGACUCACAGGGCGAUCUUAAGGUGGCAGAUUUUGGCUUGUCCAGAGCAGCGGGUGUUCCAUUGAAGCCCUACACGCACGAGGUGGUCACCUUGUGGUAUAGAGCACCGGAAAUUCUUCUCGGAUCGCUUCAUUAUGCCUUCGCUAUAGACAUGUGGAGUAUUGGAUGGGAUUCUGAAAUUGAACAACUCUUCAUGGGUUCUAGGAACGCCAAACGAAAAAAUAUGGCCAGGA